Cercospora beticola is the source of this 1260-nucleotide messenger RNA. RefSeq lists its product as uncharacterized. The record is from RefSeq and is a predicted model, not a curated record. NCBI's taxonomy places the organism in Eukaryota, Fungi, Ascomycota, Dothideomycetes, Mycosphaerellales, Mycosphaerellaceae.
GAGCCAACGAGGACAUCAUCAAUAUGGAAGGUACUAGGACUGGAAAGCAAACCAAGCUGUCUUUUUCGCACAGCCGGUGGUCUUCCAUAAAGGUGCGCUGUUCAUCCGCGCCAUCUCGGACAACUGUAAGCCUCCUGGCCGGCUUCCUGUGAGCACCCUGCGAUUGAGAUCGAUCGAGGGUUCGAAGCGCACGCAGCUAUAUGCCCAACUCACAAGCUAUACCUGUACAUGGUAACCCCCAAUUCCAUUACCCUUCCUUCGGUAGCCCACUAUUACUCCCUACCCUUUGCCUACGCGACUCGCAAGUCCACGGCAGUCCAUACACCACCGUUCUCGACGCACUCGGCGCUUCGCCCAUCGCACACACCCAAGAACCAACGCAUCAAUCUGCGCACUUCCUCGCAAGCCAUCAUGUCUGAGUCUCCAACUUCGGUCAAGGUCUCGCCGCUUCUGAAGACUGCUUACCCUCGAAGACAUCAAGGCUCUGGCAGUUCAGCCAUGGGUCUCGAUCUCAGCUUCUUGGAGCCCGACCUGAUUGAGCUCCUCGACGAUGCCGGAAUCUACGACGCCAGCGUGGGACAAAUGGACAAGGUCACCCUGCGCAAGGAGAAGUCAGGAGACGAAGAGACAUUCUGCGUUGACGUCUGCUAUUCUAUGCAACACAACGGCGAAGUUGUUAUCCUCAAACACAAGUUCGGCGGCUUGGGCGAAGUCUUCGCCAGCUUCUCGCUCACGGCAGGCGGCUUCGAGUUGUCGGUUAACAUCGAUAAUGACGCGUAUAACGCACAGUACGCCGCCUUCACGCCAGUCACUUUCGCGGACCAGCACGGAGAAGACGUCGCCGCCCGCAUUCAAGAUUUCAUCAACAUUGCGCCUGAGUCCGACCCAAACGCUGUGCCGUCUGAGAAGUACUACUCCCAUCUGGCCCUAAUCAAGGACUUCCACAAGAACUGGAACGAGGAGACGCAGACUUGGGACGAUCUGCCCGUAACAGCAGACACUAUCAUGGUCGUCCUUUGUGUGUCAGGAAGCUCUGAUGCAAAGGAGCUCGGCAAUCACAUCAAGGUCGUAGACCCCGAUCUUCCCGCCCACUUCGUCAUUGAUCACACCUUCCUUGCGAACAUCGAGUUAGAGAAGCAGCGUAAGUUGGUCGACUCUCUGAAGAUGAACUGCUCUCUCGUGGACAUGGACGUAGCAUCAGCAGUGAGAGUAGAGCUGUCGUGGCCUAACGAUGACCGUGUCCCUAACAAAGCUGUCUAG